UGUGGUAUUUUGUUAAAUUUAAUAUUUUAAAAUUAAGAAAUUUUAUUGAAGAAAAAGUUAAAAUCAAAUGAUCAAAAUCUAGGAUCUGUAUUUUGUAUCGUCUGUAAAUUUAUGUAUUUUACAUGAUUAUAUUUAUAUAAAUUUUAUUUGUUACAUACUCAGGAUACUAAAAAAAUACUGUAAAUAGCUAUUUGUUAACAAAAAAAAAUGGAUUUUAAUAUAGAAGUAAGAAAAAAGCAAUUAAAAAGUUUGAAACAGUACAUUUCAUCAUCAGAAGAUAGUGUUAAUGCUGUUUUGCAAAGUUUAGGCUGGACGUCCAAAAAGACUUCAGAGAGUAAUGAUAUCAACGUCACUUGUCCUAUAAAUAAAAAACAUACAAUAUCUUCAAAGUCUGCAGAAGAGCACAUAAAAAAAUGCAAAUUAAAUUUUUGUGGCUAUCAGACCGAUAAUAAUUUUUUGUCAGACCCACCUGAGAAUGAGAAUGGUAGCUGUAUUAAACUGGAUAAUAAGACAAAAAUUGAUGUUCUGAAUCAUGCCAGAAUAUCAAAUAGUGGUUUUAGAGCAAUAUGGAAUGGACAUGAAAGUGAUGCAAUGACUUCAGAUCGCCUUUUAAGCACCUUUUCUUCAGAUGAGAGAUUAGCAUUAUAUGAUUAUUCAGUAAAAAAUACUGCAGGGCCAUCUAAACCACCUGAAUUUACUCUCGAAAUACCAGACUCGAAAAACGGCAAAGGAUUGAGCGAAAAAGAAAAACUUGCUUUAGAAAGAGAUGCGAAACGUCGUAGAGUCAAAUAUAAAUCCGUACACACAAGCAAGAAAAGUCAUACUGAAGUCACUAGGGAGGUUAUCGAUAACCAAAUGGAGUUGUACACCCAAUGGAUCAAACAAAAGGAAAAACAGGAAAGGCGAGAAAAAGAACGACAAAAGGAAAAAGAGAAGCUGGCUGAAGAAGAAGCGUGCCGUCGUGAAGACCAAAGCGAAUAUCAUUAUAUAGAAACUACUUAUCAAAAUCAACCGCAAAAUAAUUUUACUAAUGAAACUUAUGGAACUCAGUACUAUGGUAACAUUACAAAUAGCGAAGGCGUCAUCACAGACUGGAGCCAUGUAUAUCAGGGAGUUGUCGAUACUGAUUUUAAUAUUGAACCUAGCCAAUACAUGAACGAGUAUGCAGGAACGCCAGUAGUACUAGAACCAACUCAAAAUUAUUCACAGUCCAUCUCUCAUAUGUAUAAUGGUUAUAAUAAUGGCAUAAAUUAUUCUCAAAGUGUCGACUUAAAAUCGAGUACUAAUGGAAAAUUGAACGAAUGUACUUAUACUACAUAUGAUAGCAAUUCCAAAGAAAAAAAUAUUCGCUAUGAACCGUAUCACAAUAAUAAGAGUGUUAAAGAUAAACAAGAGACAAAUAGAAGAUAUGAAAGAGAGGGUAAUAGAGAUUAUUCUUCAGAGAGAAAAUAUCAGAGGUAAAUGAAAUAAAAUCAGAGAGAUUCUGAGAAUCAAAAUAUUUUUGCUCAAGUCUGUAAAACUAGGUUUGUUAAUAAAAUAUUUUUUGUGCG
Messenger RNA from Sitophilus oryzae (rice weevil), 1550 nucleotides. RefSeq lists its product as uncharacterized. The coding region runs from base 208 to 1461 and encodes 417 amino acids. NCBI's taxonomy places the organism in Eukaryota, Metazoa, Arthropoda, Insecta, Coleoptera, Curculionidae. The record is from RefSeq and is a predicted model, not a curated record. The transcript has 5 exons.